ACCACACCCAACUUUGACAGCACCCGCCCAACCAAAAAGGAAAGAGAAACAUUCCCCUCUCAGUAAGAGCUAACAAACCAAAAGCAUAAUCUAAGGCAUUCCGCCAUUUGCCAAGGGAAAGAGUUUGGAAGAUAGGAACUUCGGAGCACUAACAUGGCAAAGAGAUCAGAUUUUGCGCAGAAGCUGUUGGAUGAUCUGCGCUUGCGGAAAGAGCGGAUGGCUGCUGGUCAGACUUCCGGCCGUUCUUCGACAAUGACGGGAGAAACAUAUAGUUACUACAGGCAAACUCAAAAAGGAUUUACAGAAAUAAAAAAGCAUGAUAUUUUUGGUUCGAAAGCAGGACACACACCCAAAAGGUCAAAGGGAGAAAACAGACCACUGACCAUUGGAGAUUCCUCCAAACAGAUUGUUUCCUAUGGGAGAGGCCGAGGCUCAGAACAGAUGGGAGAUCUUUCUUUGGCCCUUGCUCUUGCCUUGGAGAAUGGAGGAAAACUCGGAAAAAUGAACUCCUCAGGCAGUAAUUCAGUGCUUGGUUUCCUGCACCAAAUUGGUAGGAGAUCAGGGAACUUUGGGAAGAUGGAAAAAGGAAGAAGUGUCGAUAUGCACAUGUCUUCAACUAGUCAGUUUCCUACUCUCUCUCCUCUUCAGGUCAAAGAGAUAUCAAAGGGUGCACAGAAAUUGAAUCAAAUCCUCAGAGCCUGCUCUAAUGGUAUUAACUUUGACAGCUAUUCUAUAGAAAUUGGGAAGGAACUUCUGAAAGGCGCCAUGGAUUUGGAAGAGUCCCUGAGAAUGCUUGUAAACCUGCAGGAAGCUUCAGAGCACAUGGUCACCCCACAGAGGAAAAACCGGAUCAAACUGCUGGAGGGUGAUGAAGAUGAAGAUGAUGACAUUGUCAAAGUUGAUGAACAGAAGCAGCUGGACCGACCGAUAUUCUCCUUUGAUAAGCCCUCAAGGGGCACACACCAAGUUUCAAGGACUGGUCUCAAGCAGAGGCUGACUCUGACAUACUCAUCAGAAGCUUCCAACUUGAACCAUGAAAGCCGAGCUUUAGUUGCCUCAAAUUCUCAAUCAGGAUCAGCUAGAUAUGUCAAUGAUUUCAAAGCUCUUGGUGUUCUAUCCGAACACAAGAAAACUUCAAGUUCAGCAAGAUCAAAACCAGACAAGGGUAUUCCAAAUAUAAUUGCCAAACUAAUGGGACUGGAAGAAAUUCCAGGAGCUAUGGAUUCAAAGCAUGGAACUCAGACAGAUUUGAGCUCUAGGCAAAAAAUGGAUGGAAGGGAUUCAAAGAAAACUGCACUUGAAAGCACCAAGAAUGAUGAACCAAAGUCCAAACAUGCUGAGAAUAUGGCACUCCAAACUGCAAGGCAGAGGUUGAAACAGUCCACCAAGACGCUGGUGACCCAGAACACUGCAUUUGGGCAGCAAGCAGAAAAAAACCCAGGGACUCGCAAUGCCAACCUUGAGAUGGUGGUUCAUAAUGGAAAACCACCUUGGAAGGACUCAGAAAAUGUUGAAGGUAAAAAUGCGGGGACAGCCACAAAGAAGGCCACUGCAAAAAUAAGCAAGCAGCAACAAAGCAACAUUCAAUUGACAGAAAUUACUGGAAGUCAAAAUAGCAUACUGGAAAAUGCAAGACGGCGGGAUGAUACAAUCCUCAGGGAACAUAAGGUCAUAGAAAGGCGUGAAACAAAAGAACCGUUCUUAAAGCAUGUGCAGCUCCAGGUGGCACCACCUACACAUAUAAUUCCAGAAGCUGCAAAGGGACUGCAACAUAAGACAGGGCAAAAUGGAAGUACACCUCAAGCAGAACAGAGAUAUGCAAACAGGCUUUUCCCAAGCAAUCAACAAAAUAUGGUAAAUAAUCUUGGAUUGCAGCAACUGAACAUGAUCCAAAAAUCUGAGCAUCAACAAGAAAAACAUCAAGCAGCAGAGAAGGAGCAGAAUGUCAGGCAGAAAUCACAGGGGGGAGUACAGAAAGGAAUUGAGGUAGUCUCGAAGAGUUCAUCAAAAAGCACGCAUGAGACUGUGAAUCUGCAAAAGAAGCAUCCACAUUUGAACCAAUCCACACAUGGUAAGAAAAGUUCAACAGAUGCAACUGAUGCGAUGCCACACAAAGGAUUUCCAAAUACCAAACACCAUGAAAAUAUGGUCAGAUAUGGAAGUCCUACCAACUUAAAGGUCAACAUAAAAGAUUCAAUGCACAAGAACUUCGAUCAAAGUGCCUCACGAACAGAUGUAGAACCUCAAUCAAAAAAGGCAAAAGCUAACAUUCUGCCUAUUAUGAAAGAGAAGGCUGUUCACGUUACACCCGCUCAGAAGAAGAUAGACAAUACUAAAGUGCAUAAAAGGGAGACCCCUCAAAAGAUUGAUGAAGUAAUGACCAGAAGAAAUGGAACUAACUUGGUAAGGCCACUGAAGCACCCAAUAUCAAUUUUGCAAGAAAUGAAACAGAGAAGGCAGGACAAAAUUGGAGGCACCAAAAGAGCUGAACAAGGGAGUGCUGUCAGACACAAAGAAGCAGAGGUGCACAUUAUUAAUUCCAAGAAAUCAGAAGCAAACACCCAACCAUUUGCUGUGGCACAGAAAUUGCAUAAAGAUGCUGAACUGGCUUCCAGUUUGUACGGUUCUGUGGGAAAUGAAUGCCAAAGCCUAAAAGAACCACAUACUCUAGCUCCAAAUGACACUUGCCAAGACAUAAUCUCGAAGGGUUCCAUUGAUCAGCAAGGCCAGGCACCUCUUUCUAUCAAAGAUCAAGAACCAGGGUUUCUCAAAAUUGUAUCAAAUCCGCUUAUUGGAAAUCAAGAAAGAAGUGUGGAUCUCUCUCAUACUGUUCAACUGGAGCCCCGGAAAAUUUCCAAAUCAAGGACACAGCAGCAACCACUGACAGAAAAUGAAAACCACCUCAAGCAGAUACUAAUAAAAAGCCAACUAUUUCUUAACACAGCAGAGGCACUCUUCAAACUCAAUGUUCCUAUUGGCAUUCUUCAUGCUAGUGGCCAUAACUGUCAUGAUGAGGAAAGCAGGCUCAUAUUAGAUUGCGGCUAUGAACUAAUGAGAAGAAAAGGGAAAAGACAAGAACUCAGUGUUCAUCCUUUCGUGAAGAUAUCAAUCAGUUCCACAAAGAUAGCUUCUUUGGAUGACUUGGUAAAGCAGUUGCAUAUAGACUUUGAGAAGUUGAAAUCAUGUGGCAGGGAUGGGAGUGAUGAGUGUGAUGCUGCAGACUACCUACCAAAAAUGCUCGAGCUAGACGUCCAAACCAUGGAUCCAGAUGUGAACUGCUUGUGGGACCUUGGUUGGAAUGAUAAGAUGUUUGCAUUUAUUGAAAAAGAUGAUGUUAUAAGGGAUGUGGAGAGGCAUGUAUUCAGUGGACUCAUAGGUGAGAUUACCAGAGAUUUUUUGCAUCUAAGCAUACCAAAUUGAUUGAAACAGAGCAGUGUAGAAUGAUUUGAGAAGAAUCGGUUUUCUGCUAUUUUGUUGUAGUAGGGGAAUUUCAAAGUUGUAUGUGAUUUUGUAAAACAUAAAUUAAGGGUAAUCCGUUUUCCAAGUUCCAACUCAUAAAUACACGUAUGCUGUUCUUUUUAUGUUUUCAUUGCAUAGAAAAGGCAAUAUGUUCAUCCCAUCCUGAAACAUUUGGAUGCUUA
This is a messenger RNA of Vitis vinifera (wine grape), 3641 nucleotides long. RefSeq lists its product as uncharacterized. Lineage: Eukaryota; Viridiplantae; Streptophyta; Magnoliopsida; Vitales; Vitaceae. Bases 154 to 3420 code for a protein of 1088 amino acids. The transcript has 5 exons. The record is from RefSeq and is a predicted model, not a curated record.